AUGGCUAGCGAAUCAAACACCAGCAUACCUCUGAACGAAAAUAGUAACUCUUCGGACUGGUCAUCUGACGACGAGAAACCAAGGAAAAAACACAGUAUAGUAAUAAAACAUGUGGAUCGCACGGAGAACAUAGAGAAAAAAGAGAGCAGCAACGUGAAGCUUAAAGGUAAAAAGAAGAAACGGAUUAUAUCGGUUUGUCUGACGCACUGUCGAUACGAUGUCAUUAGGAGAGUCGCGCAAAAGUUUGGAUACAAGGAAGUUUCUGAAGGAGAGAACUGGAACCUGUACUGGACAGAUCUUUCCAUCACUGUUGACAGGUGCAAGGAAAUGAAGAGAUUUCAAAAGAUUAAUCAUUUUCCAGGUAUGUUAGAGAUCUGUAGGAAGGAUCUCCUCGCCCGAAAUUUGAAUCGCAUGUUAAGGUUCUUCCCUAGGGAUUACAGCUUCUUCCCCAAGACCUGGUGUUUCCCUGCCGACCUAGGCGAGGCCAUAACCUACAGCCGUCUAAGAAAAAACAAAACUUUCAUCUUAAAACCAGAUGCGGGCAGCCAAGGCAGAGGCAUAGUGAUCACGAAAUCAUUGAAGGAAAUUCGCCCUAUAGAUCGCGGCAUCUGUCAAGUGUAUAUAACGAAACCCUUCCUCAUAGAUGGUUACAAGUUUGACUUGAGAGUGUACACGCUCAUCACCUCGUGCGACCCUUUGAGAAUCUACAUAUACAAGGAAGGGCUAGUGCGUUUCGCGACUAGUAAGUACAAGGAACCUAACGGUGUGAAUAUAACCAACGUCUUCAUGCAUUUAACGAACUACGCGGUCAACAAACAUAGCAGGACUUACAACCAAGACACGGAAGGCGGCAGCAAAAGGAAGUUGUCAUGGUUCAACAGCUACAUGAAGAAUUUGAAGCACGACGUCGAAUCUUUAUGGUACAGAAUUGAUGAUGUGAUCAUUAAGACAGUGAUAAGUGCUUAUCCUGUACUAAAGCACAGCUAUGCAGCUUGUUUUCCCAACCACGACGUCCUACCCGCUUGUUGUGAACUCUUAGGCAUCGAUAUCUUGUUCGAUAAGAGACUGAAUCCACAGGUAUUGGAAGUGAACCAUUCCCCAAGCUUCCACACAGAUACGGACCUAGACUCCGAAGUGAAGGAAGCCUUGUUGAGCGACAUGUUCGCCAUGUUGAACUUGGAAAACUGCAACAAGAGGAAGAUAAUGCGUGAAGAUAGAAAACGGGUAAGAGAACGCUUGUUGAACGGUCUGAAUAAAGAAUACCAGGUGCAAACCAACAGUGACUCGAAAUGUUUCCAGGAAUACUUCAAGCAAGAGAUGGCUAGUAGGGGUGGGUUUAGAUUAGUUUAUCCCUGUUCCGACACGGAACAUAACUACGUUAAAUACUUCGAUCAAGGCCAGAAUUCAUUGUAUAGUGAUACAGCCUCGAGUAGAGCGAGGGAAGCUGCUCAGAACGCUUUUAGGGACGAGAUGCAUUUGAAGGCAAAAUUGGAGGCCUCCAAACGCAUUAGCCCUAAGAUAAAGUCAGAUUCGCUGUUGGCGUCAUCUUCUUCAAAGAGCAAGACUCCAAGUGUCUCAUUAUCGAUCCGUAGCGAAGGUAACAGCUCGUUUGAUCCUCAAAUAAUAGUGGAGUCCGAAGAGAAAGAAAGAUUGCAGAAGCUUGCCCAGAGAGACUAUUUGGUGAGAAGUCAAGGGAUAUUAGAACUAAUCUAUUUCUCUAUGAAGAAGAAUAAUAUACUCAGACCCCAAGACGAGAGGAAGUACGCCAUAUUCGAUAAACUGCGACACGCCAGUGCAGGCGUCAACAAGGCCAAGGGACCGGAAAUAUCCGAUAUGCUCGAAGAGAUCAGUAGGAAUACGGGUGGAGGUGAAACCAUUAUGAUGUCCAAGAAGGAAGUGUACCCAUAUGGCACCAACAGGGACGAGAAGUCGAGGGGUGCGGCCAAAUUAUCCAAGCAGAAUUUGAUUUAA
Messenger RNA from Anoplophora glabripennis (Asian longhorned beetle), 1971 nucleotides. Its product is annotated as tubulin polyglutamylase ttll6-like. Gene Ontology annotation, molecular function: tubulin binding; tubulin-glutamic acid ligase activity. The transcript is spliced from 2 exons. Gene Ontology annotation, cellular component: cilium. Lineage: Eukaryota; Metazoa; Arthropoda; Insecta; Coleoptera; Cerambycidae. Gene Ontology annotation, biological process: microtubule cytoskeleton organization; protein polyglutamylation. Bases 1 to 1971 code for a protein of 656 amino acids. The record is from RefSeq and is a predicted model, not a curated record.